Messenger RNA from Opisthorchis viverrini, 612 nucleotides. RefSeq lists its product as hypothetical. The transcript has a single exon. Lineage: Eukaryota; Metazoa; Platyhelminthes; Trematoda; Opisthorchiida; Opisthorchiidae. The record is from RefSeq and is a predicted model, not a curated record. The annotation marks the transcript as partial.
AUGACCCGGCGAUUCGUUGCUGAGCCGGUCGUCGAACGAACCUUUUUCAGUAAUAGUGACUCUGAUUUUAUUGAAGUGGAUGAUGGUUUGACAAGCUCACUUCGAAUGACGGCAGUUGCGGACAAAAUUCCUCGCAAGUCUGUUGAUCAUUUUGACCAGAACACGCUUGAAAAUCGGACAUUUCAGUUUAAAAAGCAUGACGCAAAACUCAUUGCAUUCUCUCUCACUGAAAUUCGUCUCCUUCUCUUGGCCAUAGAUUGUCUAAUUAUUGCCUACAGAUUCUACCACACUUACCUGAUUCUGCGUCAGAUUUGGUUUGGACAAAAAAUGUUCAUCGAUGCCUCGGGUGUCGUUAGUUUUCCAUCAACCUCAUUCGUUGUGCCCAAAAAUGUACAUCCAUUCCACGAAUUUAGAACACCGAAUUUAGAAUUCCGAUCAAACAGAAUGUCACUCGGUGAAAAUGAAGCGGAUAAGAAACGCAGGAAGUUCGCUUUAAGAAAUUGUACACCAAUCUCGGAUAGGAAGGAAGUUCUUUCGACCGCUGCGCUUCUGGACGAGUUUUCAGUCGGAGAAAAUCGAUACGAAUGUCUGCACGAACAUACGGAAAAUGAA